AUGUUCAAGAAGCUGUGCAGUUCGAUCGCGACGCCGCCGCCGACGACGACGACGACAAGGAGCAGCAGCGGUGGCGGCGGCGCCGUCUCUUCUCAAAAGCUUACGCGCGAGAGUACUCAGAAACCUCCUCUUCUAAAAGCAGCACCAGCAGCAGCGAUAAAGGCAGAAAAAGCUCCUGCAGAAGUUUUUGACCCGAACCCGAACAACGUUUCCAUACACCCGAAAACACCCAUCCGAAACUUCGAGCUGGGCCCAAUCAUAGGCACCGGGUCGUUCGGGAUCGUUCCGAUUGCCAAACACCGAGACUCGGGCUUAGUCGUGGCGAUUAAAAUCUUAUCUAAAGCGCACGUCGCCAAGACGAAACAGAUCGCGCACAUCGUUCAGGAGAAAAAAAUACUCGAGAGGUGUUCCAAGAGCGAGUUUAUCGUGCGAUUGUUUUCGUACGCGCAAACGAGGGAGGAAAUCCAUUUAGUGAUGGAGUUUGUUCCAGGAGGAGAAUUGUUUAAUCAGUUGAGAAUCUAUCGACGAUUGAAAAAUGACAUCGCGCGAUUUUACGUCGUUGAAAUCGCGCUCGCGUUCGAGUACUUGCACGAGAUGUGCGCGAAGCCGUGUCGGGUGGCGUAUAGAGAUUUGAAACCAGAGAAUGUUUUGUUAGACGGAUACGGGUACGUGAAGUUGGCGGAUUUCGGAUUUGCGAAGCAAUUGGGGCCGAAAAGUAUCGGUAAGAGGAAAGAUGGCGGCGGCGGCGGCGGUAGUGGUGGUUGCGGUGGUGCUAUGGAAGAGUUGCGCCAGAAGGUUGGAUUUAUUGAAAACGAAAAGGCGUACACGUUGUGCGGGACGCCGGACUAUUUAGCGCCGGAAGUUAUUUUGAACGGAGGUCACGACGAGUCCGUAGAUUGGUGGGCGCUUGGAGUUUUGCUCUAUGAACUCGUGAGAGGUAUACCGCCGUUUCAAAGCGAAGAACCGUGGGCGACGUAUCAGAAAAUUUUGAAGAGAGAGUUUACGUUUGGGCCGAAAGAACCGAAGAAAGCGAAGAAGACGAAGCAUAAGAGCGGUAAAAAAGAGACAUCGACGACGACAACGAGUGGGAGUAAGAAGAAAAAAGUCAAAACAGACGAAGACAAUGGAAACCAAAACGACAAAGAAGGAGAGGAUGAAGAAGAAGAAGAAGAAGAAGAAGAAGAAGAAGAAGAAACUGAAAACGCGUUCGGAUUUACGAAAGAAAGCCGAGACUUGAUACGUAAACUCUUAACCGUCGAAAGCGCGAAUCGUCUCGGCUCGACGUAUGGCUCGAUUGAAAUCAAAAACCAUCCUUGGUUUCGCUCGGUCGACUGGAAGCUGGCGAGUGAACGCAAAUGGAGGAAACCUCCGAUUGUUCCACAGUGUCCUCGAUCGGAGAAGGAGUUAUACGCCAUGUUGCAGAAAAUCGCCGAGGAGGAAGGUUUCGACGAAGAGAGCAGCGCGAGAAACGAUACAAACUUUGUCGAACUUUCUCAAGAGGACGAGGCGGCGUUCCAAGCGCUUGAAGACGACUACGAGGGCGCGAACGAUAAAAAUGAAAACGAAAUCGAUAAUAUUAUCACCGUCGAAACGUAA
This is a messenger RNA of Bathycoccus prasinos, 1596 nucleotides long. RefSeq lists its product as hypothetical. The coding region runs from base 1 to 1596 and encodes 531 amino acids. Gene Ontology annotation, cellular component: cAMP-dependent protein kinase complex. The record is from RefSeq and is a predicted model, not a curated record. Gene Ontology annotation, biological process: signal transduction; peptidyl-serine phosphorylation. Gene Ontology annotation, molecular function: ATP binding; cAMP-dependent protein kinase activity. Lineage: Eukaryota; Viridiplantae; Chlorophyta; Mamiellophyceae; Mamiellales; Bathycoccaceae. The transcript has a single exon.